AUGAAAGUGCAUAAGGUGACAUUCUUAGCAUCAGGAAUAAGCGGUGUAUCGUUGAUAGCAUGUUUGCUUGCUAUUCUAAUGAUUUACAACGAUGUACAAAAGACAUGGAUUCAUUUGGAUUCAGAAAUCAGUACAUUCAGGGUAACAACAGAUAAUUUAUGGAAAGAUAUAAUGCAGCUUGCCCGGAAAAAGCGAUUUCGACGACAGUAUAAUGAAGCGAAUAAAUAUGAUGGCGAUGGCAGAAAUAAUUCAACAACAAUUUUGUUUCAACCUGAAACGACAACAACUAAAAUCGAUAAGAGUAUACGUUCCGAGCAGUACGAAAGUUUGAAGACUGAAGUUGCAAGUGCCUCGAGUCCAACGCCUUCCAUUUCUGAGCAAUCAAAUUUGUUUGAUCCAUUCAAGAACAAUGAUGGCAAAUAAUGCCGUAUCGAUAAUGACUGUCCAGCAGGUCCGCCGGGUCCCAAAGGACCACCAGGCAAUAAAGGAGAAGAUGGACUACCAGGUGAGGAUGGUAAGCUGGGUGUUGAUGGGAUGGAUGUUGAACAAAUCCAAACUACCACAGGUUGCUUCAGAUGUCCAGUGGGCCCUCAAGGUGCACCAGGAGCUUUGGGACGUCCCGGACCACGUGGAUUGAGUGGAAACAGAGGUCGAGCUGGUUUGCCAGGACGAGAUGGGAAUCCUGGUUUACCUGGAGAGCCUGGACCACCAGGACCCCGCGGUGCUGACGGCUCACCAGGACCACUCGGUGUGAAAGGUAGAAAUGCAGAGCAUUCAAUAGGUCGGCCUGGCUUAAAAGGUAAGCCGGGAGUGCCAGGGCCAAGAGGACCACCUGGAAUUAAUGGCCGUAACGCUGCGCCCGGUGUCACUGGUCCUCCAGGACCACCUGGAAAUCCUGGACCUCAAGGGCCACAGGGAACUGAUGGACCAACCGGUGAAGUUGGACCCCCCGGACCGCCAGGAAAAGAUGCUGAAGUAAGUAUUCUAAUAUUCGUUGUCAAUUUUCAAUUUUGUGUUUUGGAACGAGAUUUCGAAUCACAUCCAAUGCGUCUCGGUUACAAACCUACACAUUUCAAUGAAGACUAA
Acanthocheilonema viteae is the source of this 1086-nucleotide messenger RNA. Lineage: Eukaryota; Metazoa; Nematoda; Chromadorea; Rhabditida; Onchocercidae. The record is from the annotation of a GenBank genome assembly.